UGCUUAUUAAUGCGGUCAACCUAGCUUGCAGUGUGGUCGUUGCGGAGCUUGUGAGUGAUUCUCUUGUGUCCCAAACUGCUCUCCUCUGCUUCCUCGGGCUUUUUAUAGCUCUCAUGUCGUCAGUGAGUUCACUGUGAGCCAGUCGAGCGGUGAAUGACCGCGCUGGUGAGUAACCGCGGCCGUGUGUAGGCCUCUGUCGGAGCCCCGGUGUCAGGUGUUCUGUGUGGCCGCCUCCUGAAGCCUGAACUGCCGAACGACGCGCUGCGAUGGAGCGGUGUGCUUCACUGCAGCAUUAUAAAGCAGCCAUGUUGCUGAGCGGUGUUGGGGAUGCUCUUGGUUACAGGAACCAGCUGUGGGAGUACAAUGAGUCUGGACCACUUAUUCACCAGGAGCUGCAGGAGCUCGGUGGCUUGAAGAACAUCAAGGUGGAGCUUCCCGACUGGCCGGUGAGUGACGACACCGUUCUGCACCUGGCAACAGCUGAAGGACUGGCAACUGGGAAGACGGGGGAGGAGCUGCUCCAUGAUGUGGCUGCUCGAUAUGUGGAGGGGAUGAAAGACAUGGACGGGAGGAAACCAGGGCCUUCCAGCAUUCUGGGAGUGUCUCAGCUGAGGCCGGGAGAGGAAGGUGGAUUCAGAGUUCCCUAUAACCCACAGGGGACGGGGUGUGGAGCAGCCAUGAGGUCCAUGUGCAUCGGCCUGAGGUAUCCAAAGCCUGACCAGCUGUUGUCUCUGGUAGCGGUUGCCGUGGAGACAGGAAGGAUGACCCAUCCUCACCCCACUGGAUUCCUGGGAGCCGUAGCGUCGGCCCUGUUCACCGCCUACGCCGUGCAGCGCAGGCCGAUCACCACCUGGGGUCUGGGUCUGCUCAACGAGGCCUGUCCCAUCGCCAGGGUCUUUGUCCAGGGCCGAGGUUUCGCUGUGGAGGAGACGCAGAGAGACUGGGCGUACUUCUGCGACAAGUGGCAGUGGUACCUGGAUGUGAGGGGCCUCUCCCAUGGGCUGGGCCCCGUGACCUGGCCCUCGUCCUAUGGCCCAGCUGAGAGAGAUGAAGCCUACAAGAGCUUCAGCCUGUCGGGCUGGGCGGGACGCAGCGGCCAUGACGCGCCCAUGAUUGCCCUGGACGCUCUGUUGGGGGCGGGAUCAGACUGGGAGGAGCUGAUGAGCAGAGCGGGCUUUCAUGGAGGAGACAGUGACAGCACAGCGGUGAUAGCCUGCUGCUGCUGGGGUCUCCUCUACGGUACACAGGGGGUUCCCCAAAGUAACUAUGCCAACCUGGAGUACAGGGAGCGACUGGAGCACAGUGCCGAGCAGCUCUACGCCCUGUCACACUGAGGUCACCCCGAGGUCACCCUGAGGUCACCCUGAGCGCUGGGACAUCACGUGUCCUGACCUGUUGCUGUGAGAGAGACACUGACACAGAGAUGCUGUUUGUGUCGUCACUGAACCUCAAAGUGUCGUGUUCCACUAACGUUAAGUCCUAACAUGUGUCAGUAUAUGUCGAGGGCUCCCCCUGGUGACUGUUUUAAAUUAACACAACAGCUUUACCACUGAGUAGAACGAAUCCAACUUAAUGAGAAUAUAAUCAGACAAAGUGUCUCCCGGGAGUUCAUUCAUUUGUUCUGUCAGCGUGAAAUAACAACGAAUGUUUAAUGAAGUUCAAUUUAAAUGUAUUAUUGUCCGACUGUAACAUGAUGCAAUGAAUUAAACCAACAGAGCUUUGUAGUUGAGUUGAAAACUUUA
Solea solea (common sole) is the source of this 1742-nucleotide messenger RNA. RefSeq names its product ADP-ribosylarginine hydrolase (gene adprh). Lineage: Eukaryota; Metazoa; Chordata; Actinopteri; Pleuronectiformes; Soleidae. Gene Ontology annotation, molecular function: ADP-ribosylarginine-[protein] hydrolase activity; magnesium ion binding. Gene Ontology annotation, biological process: protein de-ADP-ribosylation. The coding region runs from base 267 to 1334 and encodes 355 amino acids. The transcript is spliced from 8 exons. The record is from RefSeq and is a predicted model, not a curated record.